This is a messenger RNA of Pichia kudriavzevii, 1641 nucleotides long. RefSeq lists its product as uncharacterized. The coding region runs from base 1 to 1641 and encodes 546 amino acids. Gene Ontology annotation, biological process: transmembrane transport; carbohydrate transport. The record is from RefSeq and is a predicted model, not a curated record. The transcript has a single exon. Lineage: Eukaryota; Fungi; Ascomycota; Pichiomycetes; Pichiales; Pichiaceae. Gene Ontology annotation, cellular component: plasma membrane. Gene Ontology annotation, molecular function: carbohydrate:proton symporter activity.
AUGUCUUCUAUAUCAUCUGCUGAAAAAAUUAAUGCAUCUCAUCAUGAUGAGAACUCCCCAAGCAAUGACAAUUUUGAGGAGAGCAACAAUGCCGAGUUAGUUCCAAAAGCUUCUAAAACAACAUACCUAUUUGCAGCCUUUGCAUGUAUCAUGAUUGCCUUUGGUGGUUUCGUCUUUGGUUGGGAUACUGGUACUAUUUCUGGUUUUGUCAACAUGCCCGAUUUCGUCCAUAGAUAUGGUCAAAUUAAUUCUGAAGGUGAAAAAUAUUUAUCCAAAUCAAGGACUGGUUUAAUGCUUUCUAUCUUUAAUAUUGGUUGCGCUAUCGGUGGUGUUACCCUAGGUAAAACCGGUGAUAUGUACGGUAGAAAGAAAGGUUUAAUGAUGACCAUGGUUGUUUAUAUGGUUGGUAUCAUUAUUCAAAUUGCAGCCGUCAAAUCUUGGGUUCAAUAUUUUAUUGGUAGAAUUAUUGCUGGUAUUGCCGUUGGUUCGAUUUCUGUUCUCGCACCUAUGUUUAUCUCUGAAACUUCUCCAAAGGCUAUUAGAGGUGCAUUGGUUUCCUGUUAUCAAUUAAUGAUUACCGGUGGUAUUUUCUUAGGUUACUGUACAACUUAUGGUACUUACCAUAAUUAUGGUGAUUCUAGACAAUGGAGAAUUCCUCUAGGUCUGUCAUUUGCGUGGGCAUUAUUUAUGAUACUAGGUAUGGUCUUUACACCAGAAUCUCCAAGAUUUUUGAUUGAGCACGAUAGAAUUGACGAAGCAAAACAAGCUAUUUCCAAGACUAACAAACAAGAUGUUAAUUCUGCAUUUGUUAUUAAUGAAGUUAAUAUUUUAUCUGAAGCUAUUGAAAUUGAGAAGGCUGCAGGUACUGCGACUUGGGGUGAACUUUUUACCGGUAAGCCAAAACUUUUUUACAGAUUGGUCGUUGGUAUUGUCUUACAAUCUCUGCAACAAUUAACAGGUAACAAUUACUUUUUCUACUACGGUAACACCAUUUUCAAGGCGGUUGGUUUGGAUGAUUCAUUUGAGACUUCUAUUGUUUUCGGUAUCAUUAAUUUUGCUUCCACUUUUCUUUCCUUAGCUGUUGUUGAUAGAUUUGGUAGAAGAAAGACUUUAAUGGGUGGUUCUACCGGUAUGCUUGUUACCUUGGUUAUUUUUGCAUCCAUUGGUGUCAAAGAUUUAUACGUUGAUGGCUAUGGCUCUGAAGCUAGAAAGCCAGUCGGUAAUGCCAUGAUUUUCUUGGUUUGUUUGUUUAUUUUCUUCUUCGCUAUUACGUGGGGUCCAUGUGUUUUCGUUGUUGUGUCUGAGACUUAUCCUUUGAGAAUUAGAUCUAAGGGUAUGGCUAUUGCAACAGGUGCUAACUGGAUCUGGGGUUUCUUAAUUGGUUUUUUCACUCCAUUUAUUACAGGUGCAAUCCAUUUUGCUUACGGUUAUGUUUUCUUUGGUUGUGUUGUCUUCUCCUUGGUCUUUGUCUUUGCAUUUGUUCCUGAAACCAAAGGUCUUUCAUUAGAAGAUGUUGAUGAGCUGUACAGAAACUACACUCCAGGUUUAGCAUUUAUGAAGAAUUUUUCCAAGGAAUCUGCAGAAGCAGUUGCGGCAGAAGAAGCCGAAGAGAAAGAAUUACAGAUGUCCAACCAUGUUUAA